UGGUGAGCUGUUGCUUAGCAGCUAAUAAUAGGCGACGUUCGCAAAGUAAUUUGCCUCUUCCUUGGCCAAUGGGAGCCGGAGCACUUUUCCAUCAAACCUCCCUUUUCAGGAUUCGCCGAGAGGCGAACUUCUCCAAAUGUUACCGCUGCGGGAUCAGAGUUAGACUUGACACGAACGGCCGCCGCCGCUGCUACUCUUACUACAGCUACUAGUCCGCUCCGAGACGUCGUUUUGCAAACCAUCGGGACGAAUGAAGACUGAGGGAUAUACACGGAUUUCGGCGCAUAAUGUUGGGAUGGAGUUUCGAGACUCGUUUGGCUCCACGGAAGACUAGAACCCGCUCCCCUGAGUCGUCGCCGGUGCCGCUGGAUGCGCUCCUCUCCUAUGUUGGAUUAUUGUCGCGUUUUCUGAACUCGCACCGAUCCCCCGUCGCUUCGCUCCGCGCCGCGUUCACCCUCCACGGACCAUGGCCUCGGACCGCGGCGUCCUCGGAGAUCUGCCCCCGACGUACACGCGCUCGCGGCCGCCCGCGAGCCCCGAUCUGCUGCGGAGACCCGGCUACUGCCACGCCGCGUUCGCACUCACGCAGAUCUCAAAGGGCAAGGCGGUAGGUCAGAAAGCUCCUCUGUGGAUCCGGGCCAGGUUCCAGGCCCUCCUGUUCUCUCUGGGCUGCCACAUCCAGAGACACUGCGGGAAGGUCCUGUUCAUCGGACUCUUAGUGUUCGGGGCUCUGUCCGUGGGGCUCCGAGUCGCAGCCAUCGAGACGGACAUCGAGCAGCUAUGGGUGGAAGCUGGCAGCCGGGUGAGCACAGAGCUCCGCUACACCAGGGAAAAACAGGGAGAGGAGUCAAUAUUUACCUCACAGAUGCUUAUCCAGACACCCAAAGAAGAGGGCACCAAUAUUCUUACCCAGGAGGCUUUGCUGGUUCACAUGGAAGCCGCCCUGUCCGCAAGCAAGGUCCAGGUGUCGCUAUUUGGAAAGUCGUGGGAUCUUAACAAAAUAUGCUAUAAAUCAGGGGUUCCUAUUAUAGAAAACGUCAUGAUCGAAAGGAUGAUUGACAAGCUAUUCCCUUGUAUGAUAAUCACUCCAUUGGACUGUUUUUGGGAAGGGGCCAAACUGCAGGGAGGCUCCGCCUAUUUACCGGGCAUGCCAGACAUCCAGUGGAUGAAUCUAGAUCCGGUCAAGCUGAUGGAGGAGCUGAGUCAGUUCACGUCGCUGGAAGGAUUCAAGGAGAUGCUGGACAAAGCCCAGGUUGGCCACGCAUACAUGAACAGACCUUGUCUAGACCCAUCGGACCCCGACUGCCCUCUCAGUGCACCCAACAAGGAGCAAGGAGAGAGUCCCGACAUUUCUGGACAUCUCCAGGGCGGUUGUCAUGGUUUCAGCCGGAAGUUCAUGCACUGGCAGGAGGAGCUCAUUCUGGGAGGGCGGGUCAAGAGCAGUCAGGAUACUCUGCUGAGCGCGGAAGCUCUUCAAACCAUGUUCCUGUUGAUGAGUCCCAAGCAGCUGUACGAGCACUUUAAGGACGACUACGAGAUCCACGACAUCAACUGGAACGAGGAGAAGGCCACCGCCAUCCUGGAGUCCUGGCAGAGGAAGUUUGUGGAGGUGGUCCACCAGAGUAUCCCAUCUAACUCCAGCCAGUCCAUCCACGCCUUCUCCACCACGACCCUCAAUGACAUCAUGAAGUCUUUUUCGGACGUCAGUGCCAUCAGGGUGGCGGGAGGAUACCUGCUCAUGCUGGCCUACGCCUGCGUGACCAUGCUAAGGUGGGACUGCGCCAAGUCCCAGGGGGCCGUGGGGCUGGCCGGCGUUCUGCUGGUGGCCCUGUCCGUGGCUGCAGGUCUGGGUCUCUGCUCGCUGCUCGGCCUGUCUUUCAACGCUGCCACCACACAGGUGCUGCCCUUCCUGGCACUGGGGAUUGGUGUGGACGACAUGUUUCUCCUGGCUCACUCCUUCACAGAAACUGGAACUAGCAUCCCCUUCAAGGAGAGGACCGGAGACUGUUUGCGUCGCACCGGCACCAGCGUGGCUCUGACUUCCAUCAACAACAUGAUCGCGUUCUUCAUGGCCGCUCUGAUACCCAUCCCUGCCUUGCGGGCGUUCUCUCUGCAGGCGGCCGUGGUGGUCGUGUUCAAUUUUGCCAUGGUGCUGCUCAUCUUCCCGGCCAUCCUCAGCCUGGACCUCCACCGGCGCGAGGACAAGCGCCUGGACGUCCUCUGCUGCCUGUACAGCCCUUGCUCCGACCGCGUCAUCCACCUGGCCCCCCACGAGCUGUCCGACGCCGGGGAGCAGCCGCACACGCCCGCCGCGGCGACGGCGACGGCGCACCGAUACGCCGCCGGGUCCACCAUCACCACCAGCACCCAAAUCACCACCACGGUGCAGGCGUUCACGCAGUGCGACGCCGCCGGACAGCACAUCGUCACGAUCCUGCCGCCCACCUCACAGAUCUCCACGAGCCCACCCUCUAUCAUCCUGUGCCCCACUACCCAAGCUCAAGCCAUUACACCUUCGCCCAGCACCACCUCAGUGCCGGAUCCCUAUGGCUCCCAGCUGUUCACCCCCACCUCUAGUUCCACACGUGACCUCCUAGCCCAGGUGGAGGACUCCAAAGUGGGAAAGAAGUGUGUCCCCCUACCGUUCCUGCACUGGAACCUGUCCAGCUUUGCCCGGGAUAAAUACGCCCCUCUGCUCCUCAAGCCCAAAAGCAAGGCCAUUGUGGUGGUUCUCUUCCUGGGCCUGCUGGGCCUCAGCCUCUACGGAACCACCAUGGUGCACGAUGGCCUCUACCUGACUGACAUUGUGCCCCGUGACACUAAAGAGUAUGACUUCAUUGACGCCCAGUUCAAGUAUUUCUCAUUCUACAAUAUGUAUCUGGUGACCAUGGACGGAUUUGACUACGCCCGCUCACAGAGGCUGCUCGUCCAGCUGCACAAUGCCUUCAAUUCUGUCAGAUACGUGGUCAGAGACAGCAACAACAAGCUGCCUCGCAUGUGGCUCCACUACUUCCAGGACUGGCUCAGAGGUCUCCAGAGUGCUUUCGACGCUGACUGGCAGGCGGGCAGAAUCACAGCUGACAACUACCGCAACGGAACCGAAGAUGGAGCCUUGGCGUACAAGCUCCUCAUCCAGACGGGCUCCAAGAAAGAGCCCUUUAACUACAGCCAGUUGACUUCCCGUCGGCUGGUGGACGCAGAGGGCCUGAUUCCCCCAGAAGUAUUUUAUAUUUACCUGACAGUCUGGGUCAGUAACGAUCCUCUGGGCUACGCCGCUUCCCAGGCAAACUUCUACCCUCACCCUCGAGAGUGGAUUCACGACAAGUACGACACAACGGGGGAGAACUUACGCAUCCCGGCUGCAGAACCUCUGGAGUUCGCUCAGUUCCCCUUCUACUUGAACGGCCUUCGCCAGGCCGGCGACUUCGUCGAGGCCAUCGAGAGCGUGCGGGCGGUCUGCGACGAGUUCAGCCGCAAGGGCCUGUUGAACUACCCUAAUGGAUACCCAUUCCUCUUCUGGGAGCAGUACAUCGGCUUAAGACACUGGUUCCUGCUGUCCAUCAGCGUCGUGCUGGCCUGCACCUUCCUGGUCUGUGCCGUCCUCCUGCUCAACCCCUGGACCGCCGGCAUCAUUGUUUUCAUCUUGGCCAUGAUGACGGUGGAGCUGUUUGGUAUUAUGGGUCUGAUCGGCAUCAAGCUCAGCGCCAUCCCUGUGGUCAUCCUCAUCGCCUCCGUGGGCAUCGGAGUGGAGUUCACUGUUCAUAUCGCACUGGGCUUCCUGACAGCAAUUGGCAGCAGAAACAAGCGCUCGGCAGUGGCUCUGGAGCACAUGUUUGCUCCCGUGGUUGACGGAGCGAUCUCCACGCUCCUGGGCGUCCUCAUGCUGGCAGGGUCAGAGUUUGACUUCAUCAUGAGGUAUUUCUUCGCCGUGUUGGCCAUCUUGACUGUGCUGGGGAUGCUGAAUGGCUUGGUGCUGCUGCCCGUCCUCCUGUCCAUGACGGGCCCGCCAGCCGAGGUCACGCCGGUCGACAACGCCAGCCGCCUGCCCACCCCUUCUCCCGAACCGCCUCUUCCUCCGCCCAUGACCCACCACGGCUACUUCUCGAGCCACCACAACCCACAGGCGACCCGUCAGCAGGCGUUUUCCGAGUCGUCUGACUCCGAGUAUUACUCUGAGAUGACCACCACAUCGGGGAUUGGGGAGGAGGAUUAUAAAUACUGUGACCGGAGUGCGUACAUUACAUCGCACCCCAACGCUCCACCUGCUACAUCUCACAUCCUGCUGGAAGCCAGCAAGAACCCCAGCUUCCCCAAGCUCACGGUGGUGAAACCAUUCAGAGAAACUGCACCAACCACCGGCGGGAGGAUAGAACCGUUAAACGAGACGUCACAGAACGCACAGUCCCAGGUCACGUGCUGGGAUGGAAACAAGUGGGAGCAGCAGGAGGGCCCCCAGAGGUUCUCGGCUCAGCCCAGUAACAGACCUCACUUUCCCGGGAGGACUUGUCAAAGUGGCCCCAGGCUCCAGAACAGCAGAGGCCCGCAGCCAAACAGGACUAAAGGGCCGAGCUAUGGCAACAGCAACAGCACCGUGCCGCCGCAGCAGGGAUCCGCGGGGGGACCCGUUACCAUGGUUACGGCCACCGCCUCCGUGACCGUGGCGGUGCACCCGACCCUGCCCGGGGCGACGUACCAGGGCUACAUGCACGAGGGCUUUGACACGGACAGCGAGUCGGACUGUUUCGAAGCCGAUAAGAGGACUUGUGGUGACAAAACGACCUUUGCUUCGUGCAAGAGAGACUCUCUAGAGCUCCAGGACUUGGAAGCGACACAAGCGCAGACAGUGCAUCCGCUCAGCAAAGUACAAGGUGGGUUGAGGAUCCAGGCAACCAAAGAUUGCUAGACACCCUCCCUCACACGCUGUUCCCGCCUUCUUUGAGCCUCUGGCCGCCUCCCAGAGCACCUUGAGGCCCACACAGCAUCACAUCACGUCUCUCAGCUGUACAUAGACUUCACACAAAAGGAGAGGAUUUAUUACAAGGACAUAUUAAGAAGAGAAGUGGCGCGUUAAGAAUUAUAUAAAUCUAUGAGUAUAUAUUUUAAUACUAAAAAAGAGGGAAGCUAUUUAAAAGAGUACUGUAUAACUUGGGUAUACUCUUGUGUAAAGGUUCAGAUGUAAAAGAUUAUUUUUGUGGGGUGGCUCAUUUUCUCCCCGUAAUGUAUAGAAUAAUAAAUGUGUUAUAUGUACAAAGUGUCCACAAAGCUUAUUAAGAUAUUAGGCUAUUGAACAUGCGGUCAGUGUUUUAUUUUUAUUUGUAUCGUGUUCCUUUUUUUGCUGCUACACUUCAAAAUAAUUUUAAGUGAUUUGCCUUAAAAAUGCAGUAGCCCCUCCCCCCUCACCCCCCGGCUUCAGCCAGUGAGCAGUGCUGUACUGUGAGGUUUUUUCUCUGUUGUAUUCUAUGUAAAGAUGUUCUCUGCCACAUUGUGCACUGUAAGAAACCCACGGCAGACACUGUUCUCCUGACUAGUAAACGUCGUGCCUUCGUUGCCCUCAGAGCUUCAUCCAGCCGCAGACUGACCUGAUCUCCGUUCAGCAUCUGUCCCCCGCGGCUCCUAACGACUUGUAGGAGCUGUGAUAUUCGUUCGUCCACCUUUUUCCACUCUGUGUCGUUCGCCUUCGUGUUUUACUUUGAAAGGGAAUUCCAAUGCAAAGGGAGUAAUUUUAUUGUGCUUUUUAAUUAUUUGUCCAUUUUUCUUUGCUUGCUGCUUUAGGGGUAACGACACGUUCAUGUUGCUGUAUCCCUGUGCAAUUGUGACAUAAUGUAAACUGGUUCAGCAUUUUAAGGCUCUGACCCACUUUAUAAUUCCUCCCUCUUCUUUUACACGCCACCAUGUUAUUCUUUCGUCCUUAGCACGCUCGCUUUAUUCCCUCCGGUUUCCGCUGUAGCGUUUCCGUGUCGGUCUCAUCACUGCCAAGUUUAAUUGCAGGGAAAAAACAACUUCGCAGAUCUAUUUUUGUAUGUCAUUUUGUUUUAAAGUGGCAGCUUUUGGGUUCACUAAAUAUGAGAGUGGAGUUAAGUAGCUACUGUGCAGUUGAGGAUAAUUCAUUGAAGCGGACAAAGCACCAGUUACAGCUUGGCCAGACCAGACAGGAGGUGUUGUCACUGUGGUGAGGCAUUAGUAGAGGAGGGGGAGGGGGAGCUCCUGCAUUGAUUUGUAGUUUAUUUCAAAAAAAUGUUAAUGUCAUGCCAUAUAAAUUAUUUAUAUUAAAAUUUUUAUUUUUGUAGUUUGUACAGAUGUUAGUAUGUAGACUGAAGUUCUAUUUUUAAAGAGUAAAUAUAUAUUAUAUAUAAAUAUAUCUAUUUGUUGCCAAGAUUUUUUGUUUUGUUGGAUUGUUUGGUUAGGGGUGGGGUGGGGGUGGGGGGUUGUGAGAGGGAUGGGUCGACAACACUUUAGAGCUGAGGAUGCUUCUUUUUAUUUGAAUUUUGGUGCAGAGGGGGCAGUUUGACAACCAUGAAGGAGAAGGCGUGUAGGGAUGUGUCACUGUCACGCAUAGUUGAAGCUUCCUCUUGGCCCUGCCCUCUUCAUUGUCAUUUUAUUUUCUAUGUCUGAAACACUGUGACUUCUGAAACUAUGCUCAACAAAACCCUUGUGUGACUGUUAUGUUCCCUCACCUGAUAUAGAAAUUUAACUAACAAAAUAAAUUGAAUGAUAAAAGUG
Betta splendens (Siamese fighting fish) is the source of this 6720-nucleotide messenger RNA. It is a transcript of the gene ptch2, whose product is annotated as patched 2. The record is from RefSeq and is a predicted model, not a curated record. Lineage: Eukaryota; Metazoa; Chordata; Actinopteri; Anabantiformes; Osphronemidae. Gene Ontology annotation, biological process: smoothened signaling pathway. The transcript has 23 exons. Gene Ontology annotation, cellular component: plasma membrane. The coding region runs from base 467 to 4903 and encodes 1478 amino acids. Gene Ontology annotation, molecular function: hedgehog family protein binding; smoothened binding; hedgehog receptor activity.